CCCUCCUCGUGUGCUGUGCUCCCCGCAGGAGCGGCGGUGCCCGCGGAGCCGCCGCCUCAGCCGUGCCGGGCUCGGAGCCGCUCCCCGCCGCGCUGCUGGCUCAGACCCAAGCCGUGCCAAGGCAGCCUGCUCCAGGACAGCGUGAGGAGGUACCUGCAGCUGCCAGCAGACCAGACAGUGCUCAUCCUGCAUGCCAAGGUGGCUCAGAAGUCCUAUGGCAACGAGAAAAGGUUUUUCUGCCCCCCACCUUGUGUUUACCUGAGCGGGCCAGGAUGGAAGUUAAAGCAGGAGCAGAUAAAAGCCAGGGACCUGGGAGAGGCUGGAUUUCGGGUGUGUGGGUACAUGGGGCUGGACAGCAUGGGCAGCAGCCUGAUGGAGACCCAGAAGCUGAGCUUUGAGGAGCAGCCAGAUGCAAAGGGGUUCAGCUGUGCCAAGGCCCUGUACAUCUCAGACACGGACAAGCGCAAGCAUUUCCGCCUGGUCCUGAAGCUCUUCUUCAGCAACGGGCAGGAGAUCGGCACCUUCCACAGCAAACUCAUCAAGGUCAUCUCCAAACCCUCGCAGAAGAAGCAGUCCCUGAAGAACACGGACCUGUGCAUCUCCUCAGGCUCCAAAGUGUCCCUCUUCAACCGCCUGCGCUCCCAGACCGUCAGCACCCGGUACCUGUCCGUGGAGGGAGGAGCCUUCAUCGCCAGCGCCCGGCAGUGGGCAGCCUUCACCCUCCACCUGGCCGAUGAGCGCUGCAGCCGCAGCGAGUUCCCCCUGCGGGAAGGGUACAUCCGCUAUGGCUCCGUGGUCCAGCUGGUCUGCACGGCCACCGGCGUCACCCUGCCGCCCCUGAUCAUCCGGAAGGUGAUGAAGCAGUACGCCAUGCUGGAUGUGGAUGAGCCCAUCUCCCAGCUGCACAAGUGUGCCUUCCAGCUGCAGGGCAGUGACCGCAUGUACCUGUGCCUCUCCACAGACAAGGUGAUCCAGUUCCAGGCAUCUCCCUGCCCAAAGGAAGCCAACAGGGAGCUGCUGAAUGACGGCUCAUGCUGGACCAUCAUCAGCACAGAGACGGUGGAGUACACGUUCAGCGAGAGCCUGGCGUGCAUCCGCGAGCCUGUCAGCCCCGUGCCCCUCAUCGCUGCCCUGCAGCUCACAGGUGGUGGGGACGUGGCCAUGCUGGAGGUGCAGGGGGAGUAUUUCCAUGCACACCUCAAGGUCUGGUUCGGAGAUGUGGAAGCAGAGACCAUGUACAGGAGCCCCAAGUCCCUGGUGUGUGUGGUCCCUGAUGUCUCUGCCUUCGGCAGCGACUGGAGGUGGCUGCGCUAUCCCAUCACGGUCCCACUCCUGCUCAUCAGGGAUGACGGCCUCAUCUACUCCAGCUCCUUCACAUUCACCUACACCCCGGAGCAGAGCUGCGUCCCAGGGCAGCAGGUCCUCUCUGAUGUUCCCCAGGACUCAGACAAAUUACUGGACAGCAUCCACCAGGAGUUCACCAGGACCAACUUCCACCUCUUCAUGCAGACCUAGCAGGCUGGGCUGGAACAGGCUUGGCCUCCCUGCUGGCCUAGGAAAGGGGAACACUCCUGCAGGGGACAUCUCCAUGCUGGGGAGGCUCAUCCAGGGCUUGGGGUGGCCCUGCCAAAGGGUUCUCCCCACUCACUGAACACACACCAUGCUCCUGUGAUUUACUGAUUUAUCUCUUUCU
Messenger RNA from Zonotrichia albicollis (white-throated sparrow), 1693 nucleotides. It is a transcript of the gene RBPJL, whose product is annotated as recombination signal binding protein for immunoglobulin kappa J region like. Gene Ontology annotation, biological process: regulation of transcription by RNA polymerase II. Gene Ontology annotation, cellular component: nucleus. The record is from RefSeq and is a predicted model, not a curated record. NCBI's taxonomy places the organism in Eukaryota, Metazoa, Chordata, Aves, Passeriformes, Passerellidae. Gene Ontology annotation, molecular function: RNA polymerase II cis-regulatory region sequence-specific DNA binding; DNA-binding transcription activator activity, RNA polymerase II-specific.